This is a messenger RNA of Monopterus albus (swamp eel), 1418 nucleotides long. Its product is annotated as beta-2-glycoprotein 1-like. NCBI's taxonomy places the organism in Eukaryota, Metazoa, Chordata, Actinopteri, Synbranchiformes, Synbranchidae. The transcript is spliced from 8 exons. The record is from RefSeq and is a predicted model, not a curated record. Bases 111 to 1169 code for a protein of 352 amino acids.
CUGUUAUCUGUUUACCUUUAGAGGAAUACAAACAGCAGUGAGCGUGGGGACAGGGGUUGUGUAUCUGAACCAGAGACUACAGGAGAGACGUGAGGACCGUCUGUACAAGGAUGGAUCACAUGCUGGCUUUGUUUCUGCUGUGUCCAUUUGUAUUUCUUUCUGCUGUGACAUCUCAAAAUGACAAUGUAUGUUCUAGGCCUCAGCUGGCUGCCAACAUUGAGAUGGACGAAAUCCAGAGGUUCUUUAAUCCUGGCGCGGUGUUAGCGCUGUCCUGUAAACAAGGAUACACCCCAGUGUUGGGCCCUCGGACGAUUGUCUGCACCGACAGUGGACAAUGGGCAAAAACCAAAUUAAAAUGCAUACCAAAAACGUGUCCCUUUCCUGAUCUACUGUCUAAUGGAGAGAUAUACUAUGAAGAUACAGUGUACCAGAGUACGAUCAACUACACUUGUCAUGAAGGGUUCGUUUUGACUGGAGCCAGCACUGCUGUGUGCCAAGCCAAUGGAACAUGGAGUGCACUGGUACCAGAGUGCAAGCCUGUGUCCUGUGGUCUUGCGCCGAUCCCACAGUUUGGGAUGAUAGUCUAUGACAAGUUGAUCAGAGGGAACACCACUGAUUAUGGCGUCACAGGGACGUACAAGUGCCGACCUCCAUAUGUAGUAAUUGGCGACGCAAGAGCAGAGUGCACUGCAAGUGGCACCUGGACCAAGACACCUGAAUGUCAAGUGAUGACCUGCCCUCCCCCAGAAAAUAUCUACAAAGGUUACAUGUCAAACAAUGACGACAGAGACUACGACUUCAUGGAAGUUAUCAGAUAUGGCUGCCAUGGAGACUACGUAUUGGAAGGAAGUCUGCAGAUUGUUUGUCAGCAGGAUGGGAGCUGGUCUGAAAAGCCAUCCUGCAAAGCUCCUUGCAGUGUUGACAUACAGAGAGGAAGGAUAUUAUACAAAAGACAAAAACUCUGGAUUGAAAACCUGCGCCCCAACAGAGUCUUACACAAGGACAUUGUCUCUGUCUACUGCUUGGACAAGGCCAGGAAUUGUGGCUACGCAGUGCCAUCCCAGUGCAUCGAUGGGAAACUCAAAAUACCAGAGUGCUUUGAAUUGCCCGGUGCCGCUGAAUAUCAGUUACGUUCAGGUUCACUUCCAUCUGAAAUUGAUCAGUGCUGAAGCAGCAGCAGAUCAAAUCUCCGCUGAUGAAUAAAUCACUAUUAUGGAAGUGUUGGAAUGUUCUGACCUCUAAAUUUAAAGAAUAUGAUCUCACUCAAGACAUAUUUUUGUUGUAUGUAACACAAGUUCAACAUUUCAGACAUUUUACCGACCACUGUCCUGAUUAACAAAGUGUAUUAUUCAUACAUAGUCAGGUAAAAGGCUCCCCCAGCCAUGAAAGACGCACAAAAUUAAAAAGGAUGCAACAUC